AAAAGUUAUAUACGAGAAUCAACAGAAGUAAUAAGCGAUUCUACCUAGUAUACUCGGUAGUGAUCUACUAAGGGAAGCGGUUGUGGAAGCGGUAAAUGGACUACCCAGUGGCCGCAAUAGUCCACUGUGCAUUACAAGUCCUUAGCAUUGGUCUUACAAACUCUUUUCUUUUUGCCCCUCUUUUGGUAUCUGGGGCAAGUCUACGAUAUGGAUUUCUCUCUAAGCUUGAAUCUACCCCUCUUUUCUUAGAAAUGAUAUCUUUUGCCUAUUUAGUUCUAGAAGGCAGAUUGAUACUCACUCUAUUAAUUGUGGAGUUGAUACAUAUGGAGGUGGGGGUGGAAUCAUCCUCUUAUUGGAAGGCAAAGAAAGCUUACUAUGGCCUAGACAGGUGUUGUAACCAAGGAAGGUUGCUGGGCCCACUAUGAGUUUGGUGAUUUCAGCAGUGCUAUAUCAUGUACUUUGAUUCACUGGAUGAACCCAACUUACUAAUGCUUGGUAAAGCAUGACGGAUUGCUUACCUCCCCACUUGAAUUAUAUUGAUUGGUGACUUUUUUCAUCUCUUCUCUCAUGACGUUGUUGACAAGUUCUUGAUGUCAUUCAUGGCUGGUUCUAUAAAUGGCGUUUGUAUCAAAUAGUACCAGCUUUGUCACCAU
Messenger RNA from Aspergillus pseudonomiae, 653 nucleotides. RefSeq lists its product as uncharacterized. The coding region runs from base 96 to 425 and encodes 109 amino acids. Lineage: Eukaryota; Fungi; Ascomycota; Eurotiomycetes; Eurotiales; Aspergillaceae. The transcript has a single exon. The record is from RefSeq and is a predicted model, not a curated record.